UAGCUUGGCCGGCCACCCGCGCUUCUUCCGGGCCUCCGUGCAGUUGGGCUCGGCCCGGACUAGCGUGCCGCGAUGGGGAUCCUGGAGAAGAUCGCGGAGAUCGAGAAAGAGAUCGCCCGGACACAGAAGAACAAAGCCACGGAGUACCACCUUGGCCUUUUGAAGGCAAAACUUGCAAAAUAUAGAGCUCAGCUUCUGGAACCUUCAAAAUCAGCUGCAGCAAAAGGCGAAGGGUUUGAUGUGAUGAAGUCUGGAGAUGCCCGAGUGGCUCUGAUCGGGUUUCCUUCUGUGGGUAAGUCCACGUUUCUGAGUUUAAUGACAUCUACGGCCAGUGAAGCAGCCUCCUAUGAGUUCACUACAUUGACCUGCAUUCCUGGAGUCAUAGAGUAUAAAGGAGCCAAUAUUCAGCUUCUCGAUCUGCCAGGGAUCAUUGAAGGAGCUGCCCAAGGGAAAGGUCGAGGGCGCCAAGUGAUUGCUGUGGCCCGGACAGCAGACGUUGUAAUUAUGAUGCUGGAUGCCACGAAGGGGGAAGUGCAGAGAGCUCUGUUGGAAAAAGAACUGGAAUCGGUAGGCAUCAGGCUAAACAAAUAUAAACCCAACAUCUACUUCAAGCCGAAGAAGGGAGGGGGCAUCUCCUUCAAUUCAACAGUGAUGCUAACACAGUGUUCUGAGAAAUUGGUGCAGCUCAUUCUCCACGAAUACAAAAUCUUCAAUGCUGAGGUCCUGUUCAGGGAAGACUGCUCGCCAGAUGAGUUCAUCGACGUGAUUGUUGGCAAUCGGGUCUACAUGCCUUGCCUUUAUGUUUACAACAAAAUCGACCAGAUCUCCAUGGAGGAAGUAGAUCGCCUGGCUCGGAAACCCCACAGCGUCGUGAUUAGCUGCGGCAUGAAACUCAACUUGGACUACCUGCUGGAGAUGCUUUGGGAAUACCUGGCCCUGACUUGUAUUUUCACCAAGAAAAGAGGCCAGAGACCAGACUUCUCUGAUGCCAUAAUUUUACGGAAAGGUGCCUCUGUGGAGCACGUGUGCCAUCGGAUUCACCGGACAUUGGCCAGUCAGUUCAAAUAUGCUUUGGUUUGGGGCACCAGCACAAAGUACAGCCCCCAGCGAGUCGGACUCAACCACUUGAUGGAGCAUGAAGAUGUCAUUCAAGUAGUCAAGAAGUAACCCUGCUGCGCUGCAGAGCUGCCGAUGCCUCGGCCUGCCCUGGAGAGUCCCAGCAUGACUGAACAGCAAACUGUGUAAAAGCCAAAAAGGGGGAGGGGGCUUUUCCUCCCACUUCCAUGAAGCACGCACAGGGGUAGGAAGAGUGGGGGCAAGCAUGCGCUCGCAGGGAUGAGGAGGUUCCUGUUUGAGCAUCACUGCCGCAGCAUGCUCCUGGGUGCCUUUAAAACUUUCAACAAGGGGUCAGUUUGGAAUUUAUUGGCUACCCGGUCCUAGGGGUAGCCUGGAGAAUUUUGCCUUGGAUUCAGGAACCAGUCAGAGGGGAAAGAGAGCCCAUCCUUCCUCCCCAGUGAACCUCCAGCUGGAACGAGCAGCGCAUCAUUUUCUUCCAGUUUCAAAAAACAGAACUUGCGUGCUCCCAGGUGGAUAAGCGUCAUCGGUUGCAAUAAAGCACGAAGACUCGUUCAGAGAUGGCUCUGUUUGGGACAGCCACCUGGUGGAGGUUCCUUCUCCUCCGUGUUCUGUCUGGGAGAUUAAUAACUUCCCUGGAGGUAAGGGAAACGAGGCCUUCCCUCUGUUCCCUUUGCCUCCCAGUAAUGCACAUUUUGCAAAACAGCAACUGAAACUUUGCCCCCCUCUUUGCAAAGUUCUGUUCCAAAAUUUUAUGUCUGGUUCUGGACUUCUCAUAAACUGUGUAUCCCUGUUAGUUGAAAUAAAGAAUGGUUCUGCUUUCUCUCUAAAGCAUUGU
Eublepharis macularius is the source of this 1912-nucleotide messenger RNA. It is a transcript of the gene DRG2, whose product is annotated as developmentally regulated GTP binding protein 2. Bases 73 to 1167 code for a protein of 364 amino acids. Gene Ontology annotation, biological process: cytoplasmic translation. The record is from RefSeq and is a predicted model, not a curated record. Gene Ontology annotation, cellular component: cytoplasm. Gene Ontology annotation, molecular function: GTPase activity; GTP binding. NCBI's taxonomy places the organism in Eukaryota, Metazoa, Chordata, Lepidosauria, Squamata, Eublepharidae. The transcript has 13 exons.